AUAUUAGUUUGUAAAUUGAACAAGGACACUGGUUUAACUGUCGUCUUUCUAUGCAGCUCCCAAAUACUUCAUUUCCCAUGAUGCACUGUGAGGUUUUUUUUUUAUGACUUUUGAACUCUGGAUAAAAACAAGCCGAUCAGCUGGUGUAAAAGCAACAACAUCGUUACAGGAGUCUGUCACCAAAUAGCCCAGCUGGUUGACUUUCUCUCUGACGGUAGCCGUGUGUGUGUCGGUCGGCGGUAUGGCGUUAGACGGUGUCCGGUUUUAGCCCGUGAUGAGGCAGCACUUUAGUUUAGUCGUCGUCCGGUCGGACUGGUAGCCACACGGCUAGGUCAAGACGAAUGAAACGAAGGUUGUUUGUCUCUUCUGAAGUGUGUCAUUAACGGUAGACGGGCUAUUUAUUAAUGACUUUCAGAGCGUGUAUUUCUUUAAUUGUUGUCACGAGCUUACGGGUCUGCUUUUAAACUGGACAGCACAAAGGAGACACAGGGCAGCUAAUGUCAGCUAGCAAACUGUUGUGCCAAAACAAAGUAAUUGAUAGUCUGGACAAAUGUUUGAAAUUGCUGUUUGGACCCUCAUUAAUGUCCUCAUUAAUAGUAAGCAGUAAUAAGGUUCUGAGCUGAACAUUUACACACUACUUUUUGACAGUAUUACACGACUGAAUUGGCUGUUUUGAGUCGGUUUUUGUGACAUAUGCUCGUAGAGAUUUAACUUUGUUUUCCACCGCUGCAGUCCUAGUUUCUUUCAGUCAGGGUUGAGAUGAGCGGUCCAGCUGUAGAUAAAGCAAUGACCACAGUACUGGGCUGUCAGGAGAGUUACGCCUGUGGUGGUUCAGAUGAGGCUGCGUUUGAAUGCGAUGAAUGCGGCAGCCUGCAGUGUGCCCGCUGCGAGCUGGAGCUCCAUCGCCAGGAGCGGAUGAGGAAUCACGACCGGGUUCGGAUUGCACCGGGACACGUCCCCUUCUGCGACUCCUGCAAAGGUGACAGCAGCUGCUCCGUCAGCGGUGGACGCCUCAGAGCAGUGGUGCGCUGCCAGGGUUGUAAGAUCAACCUGUGUUUGGACUGCCAGAAACGCACCCACAGUGGAGUCAACAAGAGGAAGCACCCUCUGACACCGUACCCCCCUGCCAAAGCCCCCCAGGAUAACAACGUGAAUGCUGGGGAGUCGCAGAUAGAGCUCCUGAAAGCUGAGCUGGAGAAGGUGUGCAGCUUCCUUUUGGUGGACGAGAAGGAGGAAAUGCAGGUGAAGGAUGAGGACGACUUUGUGAGCAGACUCGGCUGCAAACCAGAUGAGCUCCUCAAGGUGGUCUCCAUCUUUGGAAACACUGGGGAAGGCAAGUCCCACACCCUGAACCAUACGUUUUUCCUUGGACGAGAGGUGUUCAAGACAUCACCCACCCAAGAAUCCUGCACCGUUGGUGUGUGGGCAGCUAUGGAUCCUGUGCACAGGGUGGUAGUCAUCGACACAGAAGGACUACUUGGGGCUGGAGCCAACCAGGGUCAGCGAACCCGGCUGCUCCUCAAAGUCUUGGCUAUCUCUGAUGUGGUCAUCUACCGAACCCACGCUGACCGUCUCCAUGACGAUCUCUUCAAGUUCCUUGGUGAUGCAUCAGAUGCCUAUCUGAAACAUUUCACCAGGGAGCUGAAAGCGACAACCACCCGCUGUGGUCUGGACGUCCCGUUGUCCACUCUGGGCCCUGCUGUAAUAAUCUUCCAUGAGACUGUCCACACCAAGCUACUAGGAUCAGACAAACCUAACGAAUCGGCCGACCGUCUUCUGCAGGAGCGUUUCAGGAAACUGGGUCUGUUCCCAGAAGCAUUCAGCUCCGUCCAAUACCGUGGAACUCGGACCUACAACCCUCCCACAGACUUCAGUGGUCUGCUGCGCAGCCUGGAGCAACAGCUGGAUAACAACACCACACGCUCCCCACGCUCUGCCAGCGUCAUCUACAAGGCUCUGCAGGCACUGAGCGAGAGCUUCAGUGGGGAUAUUCCAGACGAGCACAUGACCAGUAACUCAUUCUUUCCAGACGAGUACUUUACCUGCUCUAGCCUCUGCCUUAGCUGUGGUUCAGGCUGUAAUAGAAGCAUGAAUCACCUCAAGGAGGGACUCGACCACGAAGCCAAACAUCGCUGCCGCUACUCUGCGCAGUAUGACAACCGCAUCUACACAUGCAAGGCCUGCUAUGAAGGAGGGAAGGAGGUGAUAGUCGUUCCUAAGACUACAGCCUCAUCUGACUCACCGUGGUUUGGUUUGGCCAUCUACGCCUGGUCUGGGUAUGUGAUCGAGUGCCCCAACUGUGCAGUGAUCUACAGAAGCAGGCAGUACUGGUAUGGAAACCAGGACCCAGUGGAAACAGUGGUCAGGACAGAGAUCCAGCACAUCUGGCCCGGGUCUGACGGGUUUUUGAAAGACAACAACAACGCUGCACAGAGGUUGCUGGACGGAGUCAAAUACAUUUCUCAGUCAGUGUCUGAACUCAGCGUCAAGCCUGCCAAAGCUGUCACCUCCUGGCUUACCGACCAGAUUGCUCCCACCUACUGGAAACCAAACUCCCUUAUCCUGAAAUGCCAUAAAUGUGGGGAAGAGUUCCAGCCCAACGACACCAAGCACCACUGUCGUGCCUGUGGAGAGGGCUUCUGUGAUUCCUGCUCCUCAAAAACCCGGCCGGUCCCGGAGAGGGGCUGGGGCCUCGCACCCGUCCGAGUUUGCGAUGCCUGUUUCCACAAUAGGGGAAUCCCAACAGAGUUGCUGGAUGCAGCUUUGGAGGAGGAGGGAGGCACCCUGAUUGCCAGGAAGGUUGGAGAGGCAGUUCAGAACACUUUAGGAGCUGUAGUCGGUGCCAUCGACAUACCUCUGGGCCUGGUGAAGGACGCAGCUCGCCCGGCCUACUGGGUCCCAGAUCAGGACAUCCACUCCUGUAGCGAGUGCCAGCGGGAGUUCUCCCCACGUCUCUCCAUCCACCACUGUCGCGCAUGCGGCCAGGGCGUGUGUGACGACUGCUCCCAGGAGCGACGUGCAGUGCCCUCCCGUGGCUGGGACCACCCAGUGAGGGUCUGCAACGGCUGUAACCAGAAACCCGGGGAGCUCUAGCAGGACAAGAAGCAGGAUACAAAGGGAGGGGGGGACGGUUCAGGACGCCGGCUUCCACAAAAACUGGAACUGCAAACAACUUUUAACUAAAAGGCUUCAGUCGCCUGUUUAGUGACGUUUCCUGGCUGCCACUACACUGUGUGUGGCAGUUUGGACUGUUUAUUGUUUUUUUAAUGCUGUCCUCGCGUCACUUAAGUCCCUUGAUGCUAUUUCACUUUAAUAUGCCUAUAUUUUACACUGUGAACAAUACCAGUGAGAGCGAGACUUGAAUUUCAAGAAGGCGGGAGAUGUUUAAACAACUUGACAAUGUUUUUAUGAAAGUGAGUAUUGUAUGUGCUUGCUUACAAUAAGUUCAGGUAAAUAUCCUUUAAAUUGAUGCCCCCUUUGACAAUCCCUCCCAGUGUUACAUGCUAGUACUCAUUAGCACCUUUUUGUAGUCUGGGGCUACAUGUGUAAACUUUUAAUGAAUAGAACUGACUGAGCAUCUUAAAAUGAUAUCCAGGUAAGCACUUUUAUUCUAAGACUGUCUCUGCGGGAGAUCUGGAAACGACGGAAAACCUGUAAACUUCUGCUGCUGGUUUGAAUGGAUGUACAGUAGUUUAUUUUUUUUUUGUCUGCUUCGGCCCUGCAAGCUUUAGCUUUCCUGCCACUCUUUGGCUUCAGGAGGAUUCAAACAAUCAGAAGCCAAUGAUGUACUGUAGCAUCGAGAUGCAUUCCAACUUAUAUACUUAGUAAUUACUUAAUCCCUUAAUCCUUUGUGGUUGUUUGUGCAUUGGAAUGGGCAGAUAACAGUAGAGCAGCCUUAAUAAUGCUGUCCACGUGGACUGUUUAAAUUUUACAUAGUAUAACAUAUAUAUGGCAAAAAAAAAAAAAGUUUAAUUUAAUAGGGAGAUUUUUAAAAUGUCAAAACUACUAUGAAGACAAAUCUGAGUGCAGUGGGAUGAAAGGCAACAGCUUUUUAUAGAGUGGCUGGCUCACAGUAGCAAUACGGUACGGACAAGACUUCAUCUUUGAGGCUGGCCCCUCAAAACAGGAAAUAAUUCAAAGAGUAACCCUUUACUCUGUCAACUCAGGCUGUGUAGCUAGUUAGCUAAGAGCACCACGUGAGCAACGUUUAAGGUUGCCUUGAAUCGCGACAGAACUGUAACCGACGACACGUAUCUGAUGAAUACAACAUAUGACGUGGUUAGGCUUUCGACUGAACACUGAGGCAUCAUGAGAUCUCACUGCAGUGAAGGGCACCAUGGGAUUUUUUUUUUCUUUUUCAGUAAAUCUGGGAGAGUUUGUUUAGCUGUGUGAUGUCAACAAAUAAGCUGAAAGAACACGCUGACCUGAAUGGGUGACCUAUCUCACUGCUGUCAAUGAAAGACGUUCAAAGGUUAAGAAUAUCACAAGGAACAAAUCAAUACCUUUAUGUUCAUGUAUGCUCAUACAAUAUGUAUUAAACUGCAGAAACUCA
This is a messenger RNA of Larimichthys crocea (large yellow croaker), 4552 nucleotides long. RefSeq names its product zinc finger, FYVE domain containing 1 (gene zfyve1). Lineage: Eukaryota; Metazoa; Chordata; Actinopteri; Sciaenidae. Gene Ontology annotation, molecular function: phosphatidylinositol-3,4-bisphosphate binding; phosphatidylinositol-3,4,5-trisphosphate binding; 1-phosphatidylinositol binding. Gene Ontology annotation, cellular component: lipid droplet. The record is from RefSeq and is a predicted model, not a curated record. Gene Ontology annotation, biological process: lipid droplet formation. The coding region runs from base 760 to 3093 and encodes 777 amino acids. The transcript has 12 exons.